CACCUAUACUCGAUGAAGAAGUUUCCACGACAGUGACGCCAGAUAAAGUAAACGGCUCCGUAUUUAGAUUCCCUUGUUCCUGUGUGCGGGGGCAAUGCGGGUGCUGUACGGGAACUAUUAUGGAAAGAUUUAGGAUGAAGACAUGUGGGAAUAUAAGCUUUGUACCUGAAGAUUUUGUAUUUGAUCUCAGAAUGAGUGUUAAUAAUCGGACUGUCCUUCGGCAAAGAGUUUCAGCUGACAACCCACCCCCAAUUUGCUUCAAUCCUGGUAGAGCACCGUUCGUCCGUAUCUGCGCAGAACUCUCAGAUAUUAGGAUCCGUAAUAAUAACGCGUUCGCUUGUUUGGAUAUCACUGCGGAUAUUGCUGGGUUUCAAAUAUAUUCCGCUUCCUUUAGAUGUUUCGGAUUAGGUACAAAAGGCCUUCAAACUGGACUAAGCCCAAAACCAAUAUCAUCAGGGCCCGGUCCCAUAAGCCUUUUUGGUAACAAUGAUGACGACGAUAACCGCGAUGGCUUCCUCUCCAAUGUUGCUGGAGGCAUAUUUGGCGGAGGGGAUGAAGGGGGUCUAUUUGGUGGGGGUGGAGGAAUCUUUGGAGGUGGUUCUGAUAACGAUGAUGACGAUGGAGGACCGCUCGAUGAUAUAGGAGAUGCCGUUGGAGAUUUCUUCGAUGGAAGAAUUACAGUCGAAGAAAAGACAAACCUAACACAAACUGCUCUACAUUUCCAAGAUUUGGAAGACCUGGAAGUUCCCAAUAGUGCCUUGAUAUUCUUAGAACGAUUAAAAUCUAAACGCAUGAACGAAUUAUCGUUACGAUCUAGGCAGAGUCCAGAAGUCCAGAAUACAACAUCGACACCAGAAGAAGAUGAUGAUGAACCCUCGAGGAGAUGCACAUGUUCAUUUGGCGUGUGCAAGUGUUGUACGGGAUUAGUCUUGGAUUUGUUUAACCAGAAAGCUUGUAUGAAGGUCACUUAUCAUCCUGGGGAUUUUGCUUUCGAUGUAGCCAUGUCUAUGAACGAUAGGGUACUUUAUGAAAACUCUAUGUCAGGAAAAAACCCGAAACCGAUAUGUAUAAAUCCACCAAGACUAAAGAACUUGAAAGUUUGCGCCAAAUUUUACAAUGUAUUUUUCCCUGGAAGAAACUUUCACUUUUGCCUUGCAAUGACGGGUCAAUGGCGGCAGUUUGAACUCUUCAAUAUGGCAUUCGAUUGUUUACGAAUGGGUGCAAACGGGCUGGCGAUGGUAAAGCCGGAGGAAAAUGGGGGGAUCCCAAUACCUAACCCUGGCGGGGGGGUGGAUGCUGUCGUAGAUUCUGGCGACGAUGACAUUGAGGAGUACGACGAGAACAAUGUCAAGUCACUGUUUGAUUUAUUUGAUGAUGACGAUCGAAAAUAG
Molecule: messenger RNA, 1391 nt
Organism: Cydia amplana
Lineage: Eukaryota; Metazoa; Arthropoda; Insecta; Lepidoptera; Tortricidae
Exons: 6
Coding region: 120-1391 (423 amino acids)
Source: RefSeq, a predicted model, not a curated record